AGGGGAGGGAGAGGUAGGGGGGAGGGAAGAGGCCGCAGAAGCCGAAGCCCUGACCCACCGGCAGGCAGGGGCUGCGGCGGCGCCGACCGUCCGUCCUCUCAGUACCCAUCAACUCCUCCGCGAGGCACUCAGCGGCCGCGUGAAGCACAAGAUGGGCACUGGGCGGGUGUCACCUACGAGGAAGCACCUCUGAUUGCACUCAGCUCCUCGCCGCUCCCAUCACUACUUUUGCACAGGGGAUCAGAGGAGCCCGUGUCGGGGCGACACGGGGACACCGAGCCACCGCCAGCGCUGUUCGCCCUUUGCCCGCAGAGCCGGCGCCCCCCAUGCGCCAGGCAGCCGAUCGGUGGCGUCUGGGGACGCCAUGGCCUCGGCGACCGCGGCGCCGGCGCCGGGCGAAGCGGAGGAGACCACCCGGCUCCGAAAGCCGCGCUUCUCCUUCGAGGAGAACCAGAUCCUGAUCCGGGAGGUGCGCGCCCACUACCCUCAGCUCUACGGCGCGCAGAGCCGUCGGGUGAGCGUGGCCGAGCGGCGGCGAGUGUGGGACAGCAUCGCCACCAAGAUCAACGGCAUCACCAGCUGGAAGCGCACCGGCCAGGAGGUUCAGAAGCGUUGGAACGACUUCAAGCGCCGCACCAAGGAGAAGCUGGCCCGCGUGCCGCAUUCCACGCAGGGCGCGGGCCCCGCCGCCGAGGACGCCUUCUCCGCGGAGGAGGAGACUAUUUUCGCCAUCCUGGGGCCGGGUGUGGCGGGGCCCGGGGCUGGCGCUGGGGCUGAGGAGUCCCCAGCAGGUGCCUCUUCACAGCCGCAGGCUUCGACCGCUAGUACACAACGGUAUGUGUUGUCAGAGGACCGCAGGCAGGAUCGACGGGCAGAUACAUCAACAGCGCAGAGCAAGGGAGGCUCCAGUAGCCCAGAGUCCUGGGCCAGGCCCUCUUGCAAUCCCCAGGAAGCCAAGGAGCGUGAGUCCGCGUCCCCUGCAGCCAUGCAGCCUGUCCAGCUGCCCCGCCUGGCCUUGUCUCCACCGCUCCCUGCCCCUCCACCACCACCCACAACGCCGGCUCAGGUGGCACCCUCGUCUCCUAGCCCAACUCCCCUUCGGCCCACCUCUGCCCCAGAACAGUCCCUGGACUUCCUGCGGGCUCAGCAGGAGACUGCCAAUGCUAUCAGGGAGCUGGCUGGCACCCUUCGGCAGGGACUGGCCAAACUGAGUGAGGCCCUCAGUGCCCUGUUACCCCUUUUGCCGGGAACCCCAACUGACCCGCUGCCCCCGCCCCCACCGCCACCUCCUCCACCACCUCCCAAGCCAGUCCUGCCAGUACCUGCCCCCAAGGUGGAGCUCGCCCCAGAGCCGGUGUCUGUGGUAGCUGCUGUUGUGGAUGGGGCUGUAGUGGCAGCUAGGGGAGUGAUCAUCUCCCCUAGGAGUGAGGAAGGGGUGCCCAAACCACCACCCCCAGCCCCACCACUUCCCCUCCACGACUCACCCCCACACAAAAGGAGGAAAGGUUUCCCUACACGGAAGAGGCGGGGCCGCUGGAAGUCUCCGUGAAAUCUACCCCUGUCCACGCUCCUGCCUGCAACCCCUCUCCCUGCUUGGCGCAGUCGAGGAGGAAGAUGCUCUUUGCCUAUCCCAGCUGCACCCUGGCUUCCUGCUCUAGGGGAGUGAGCACCUCACUUCCUGUGCUAGUUAGUGCCUGAUUCUCUGGGUGAGUCCCUGGAUGGACUCCCUCAGCCCCUUUCUCUGGUACAGUGGUGUCCGCCUGACCGCCUCCUGUAACCCCAACUUCUAAGCCAUCAAUUUUAUGUUACUAUAUUGCCCUUUGUGGGGUGGGAGAGGGACCUCCUGGCUCUGCGACAUGCCCCUUUACCUAAUAGUUGCGGUUCAGAAGGGUUGGAAGUUGCCAGACAAAUCAGAAUGUAGAAGGCGGAGGACUCUGAGGAGGAGGAGGCAGAAUUCUGACUGGGGAGGUAUAGGUUGGGUCCUUUGCCUCUCAUUGCUUCGAGGUGUGUCUGACCUCCGGAGCUCGGCCCCCACCCCCUUUUUUCCUCAGUGCUGACAAGAUGUCAAUAAACUUAUUUUCAUACAAUUAA
Arvicanthis niloticus (Nile rat) is the source of this 2091-nucleotide messenger RNA. It is a transcript of the gene Mypop, whose product is annotated as Myb related transcription factor, partner of profilin. Gene Ontology annotation, biological process: regulation of transcription by RNA polymerase II. Gene Ontology annotation, cellular component: nucleus. Lineage: Eukaryota; Metazoa; Chordata; Mammalia; Rodentia; Muridae. The record is from RefSeq and is a predicted model, not a curated record. Gene Ontology annotation, molecular function: RNA polymerase II cis-regulatory region sequence-specific DNA binding; DNA-binding transcription factor activity, RNA polymerase II-specific.